CGAAGCAGCGAGCCAGGGAGCACUAGCCAGCAGACAAAACUCGUUAUCCAGAAGAGGGCUGCUGCCCUGCCCUCAAGAUACGCUAUCCAAACCUCUCAAAAACCACACCGAGCUUGCUCGGCUCGGCAGUCGGCAACACAGCCGGAAAAUAUCCCCUUUUCUUAUCCAUGGAGGCGGCCGCGCUCACGAUACGCUCCACCUCCCUGCGUCCCGCCGCCGCCGCUCCUGCGCACGGCAACCGGCGGGCCGCGCGCGCGGCGGCCGUGCCUCGCCGCAGCCGGGCGCCGGGCGGCAGACUUCGGGCUUUGCCGCCGGAGCUCAGCGAGAUCCUCAGCCCCAAGCUGGUGCCCGGCUCGCCGUCCGACACCGGCGACGUCUCGUCGCUCAUCCCAGUCAGUGCUCUGAUGCUGCUCUUCUACUUCGUGUCCAACUGGGUGGUGCCUGAGUUGCUCAUGAAGCGGCUCCAGCCCAAGGCCGAGGACCAAGAGGCAUCAGCAGCGGCAUCCAUGUCGUUCUCCGGGGACGCCACCGAUGGCCAAUCGGAUGGCGACGACGCCCGUCCUAAGAUCCGGCUGAAGGUGAUCAAGAAGCAGAAGAAGAAGAAGAACAGAAAAGCGCCUGUGGAGGUCUAGCACGCAUACACAGUUUACAUGCAUGGAGGCGUCCCUGAUGAUUAAGUAUUGACAGACAUCAGAACAAAGUGCCUCUGAAGAAGAAAUGCUACAGGAGUAGUACUUAGCGUUGUCUGAUAUAUAUGCAUAUUGUACUUUGUCUCUUCUGAAUAAAACCUACAAUGUUAUUGUUUGCGCUGUAUACAUUGAAUCAAUGAUGAUGGAUGAUAGACGUUACUAUUUUCUGAAA
This is a messenger RNA of Panicum virgatum (switchgrass), 861 nucleotides long. RefSeq lists its product as uncharacterized. The record is from RefSeq and is a predicted model, not a curated record. NCBI's taxonomy places the organism in Eukaryota, Viridiplantae, Streptophyta, Magnoliopsida, Poales, Poaceae. Bases 168 to 632 code for a protein of 154 amino acids. The transcript is spliced from 2 exons.